Messenger RNA from Pyricularia grisea, 1641 nucleotides. RefSeq lists its product as uncharacterized. The coding region runs from base 1 to 1641 and encodes 546 amino acids. The transcript is spliced from 3 exons. Gene Ontology annotation, biological process: proteolysis. The record is from RefSeq and is a predicted model, not a curated record. Gene Ontology annotation, molecular function: metallocarboxypeptidase activity; zinc ion binding. Lineage: Eukaryota; Fungi; Ascomycota; Sordariomycetes; Magnaporthales; Pyriculariaceae.
AUGGUCACUCUCUCUUCCCGCCUAUGCUCACUUGCUGCGUUGGCAGGCAACCUCUUCCCUCGUAUUGCUGCACAGUCGGGAGGCAUCCAGACCGGCUUGAGUUAUGGAAGUAAUUGGGUGCCUGUAACCAAGGACUCAGAACUUGUGGCGCAGAAUUUCCCAGAUGUCGACAUUGAGCUUCUAUCGCCGGCUUUUCUCAACCCGGAGCGCAGAGAAAGUGGCUUUGCCAAUGGCACUUCUGGUCCGACAAGUCUGACGGUAAUGGAUAACUUCCUCCGAGUCCUUGCCGAUCGGAAUGAAUGGAUGACAUAUGAGUCUGUCGACUUUCUCUCCGAGGAGGGCCGGAACUUUCCUUACAUUUAUCUUUCCUUGCCCAGUCCCAGCAACGAGCCCAAGCUGCGCGUCUACAUGCAGGCAGCCAUUCAUGGGAACGAGCCGUCUGCCGACGAAGCUGGGCUUGCGUUCCUGGGUAAGAUGGAUGCCAACCAGACGUGGGCGCGUUCGGUGCUCGAGAAAAUUGACAUCCGGAUGCUGCCGCGCUACAACGUCGACGGGGUUGCUUACUUUCAACGCCAGCUUGCCAACAACCUGGACCCGAACCGUGAGCAUAUCAAGCUUAUGAAGCAGCAGUCGAGGGAUAUUAAGCGGCGGUUGACAUCGUUUGACCCGCAUAUUGCAAUUGAUCUGCACGAAUACACCGCACCCAGUGUCUUUGGCGGUGUGUACCAGCACGGUUCCGAUGCUCUCCUCUCAGGCGGAAUCAACCCUAACAUCCACCCGGCUAUACGCUCCGAGGUGCUCGACAAGUUCAUCCCAGCCAUGGGCGAGGCGCUCGAGUCGCACGGCCUGCGUUGGGAGCACUACGUGACGGGCACCACCAACACGACGCGUGGCUCGGCCAUCCGGCUCGAACAAGCCGUCACCGAGGCCCGCACCGGCCGCAACGCCGCGGGACUGGGCCAGACCAUCUCGUUCCUCCUCGAGACGCGCGGCAUCCGCCUGGCUGACCAACACUUCCAGCGGCGGGUAGCAACGCAGCUCGUCAAGAUCGAGGCCAUACUCAACAUGGCGCGCGACCGGUCCGAGGAGGUGUACAAGGCUGUCGAGGAUGCGCGGGCAGAGUUUGUUAAUGGCGACGACGACAUCGUCGUGACCGAUUACUUUGUCCCGGAGAAUCGCACUUUUACUUUUAUCGACAGGGACAACGGCAGCGUCGUCAAGGCGCCGGUGCAGUGGCAGCGGACGACGCCGUCUGUUGCGAACCUGACGCGGGCCAGGCCAGAGGCUUAUAUCAUUCCACGAACGUGGUACGAAGUAGCGGAGCGGCUCGAGAUUCUGGGCCUCGAGGUCGAGAGGUUGGGCUACACCUUCAACCAGACGGUCGAAGCGCUCAACGUAACAUCAUCCAGCCUGGCUCGUACCUUGUACGAAGGCCACGUGCUUAACACCGUCACCACUGGGACCUACAAGCGUGACGUGAUACUCCCUGUGGGGAGCUUCAAGGUCAGCACGAGGCAAAAGAACGCUGCAUUGGCCUUUAUCGCGCUGGAGCCGGAGAACAUUGACAGCUACGUGACAUUCAACAUCAUCCCGCUCAAGGUGGGCGAGGAGUAUCCAAUUUUCAGGAUUCCCAGAGCUUGA